Molecule: messenger RNA, 1134 nt
Organism: Eimeria acervulina
Lineage: Eukaryota; Apicomplexa; Conoidasida; Eucoccidiorida; Eimeriidae
Product: CRAL/TRIO domain-containing protein, putative
Exons: 2
Coding region: 1-1134 (377 amino acids)
Molecular function (GO): phosphatidylinositol transfer activity
Source: RefSeq, a predicted model, not a curated record
AUGGCGCUCGUUGAGAGCGAGGCGCUGCAUGCGUCUCAUGGGGGGCCUUCUCCGUCCUCUUCUCCCCCUCCUGGCACUUCAUCUACUUCUCCUCAGCCACUUUGUACAGCGACUGGCCCUCCUCCUUCUCUAGGUAUCUUCCCUCCUAUUGAGUCGGUAGAGGGUUUGAAUCUGAACGCGGAGCAGCUUCAGAAGGUGCGUUCUUUGCGUGCAAUGGUGGAUUCGUUUCCUAUUGUGGACGAGUUGCGAGAAGAGGCGCCAGCAGCAAAAGAGAAGAGUUGGCUGUCAGGCAUGUUCAGCAGGAGCAGCAGCAGCAACACAACAAAGAAAGAAGUAGAGGAAUUAACGUGGGAGGAGGUAUUGUGGCUGUCUAAUGAUCUUAUUCUUUGGCGUUAUCUACGAAGCUACAACUGGGAAGAAGCCGUAGCUCAGCAACAGCUUCUGCAAACAAUCAUAUGGCGAAGAGAGCCUCAGUCGACUCGUGCUGCACAGGACUACACUUUAUACACUUUAGAGAAGGCGUUACGUUCAGUAUGUGUUGGUAGUGAUAGAGAUCAGUUGGUUUUUCUUGUAGACUUUGCGGGUUUUAGAGUUAGCCAGGUGCCUUCUAUGGAUGUAAGCAGAGAAGUUGUUCAAAUUCUAAAUGAACAUUAUACUGACAUUCUAGCGAAAGCUUAUAUGCUCGAUGCUCCCGCCUACUUAGAUGGUCUCUGGCGUAUUGUUAAGUUAAUGCUGCACCCACUAACAGCCAGCAAAGUUGAGUUUGUCAGUACAACAAACCCUCAACAGCGCAGCAAACUUAUACAGCGUAUUCCUCCGCGUUUCUUAGAGAAGACUCUCGGAGGUACAUGCGAAGCUGUCUACGAUCAUGAGGUGUACUGGGAAGCAGAAAGAGAGUACCACAAUCAAAUUCAAGUACAUACACAGCAAGCCAUAGCCAGUAUGAAGCAAGACAACAAAUUCGCACCCAGAACAAACACAAACACAAACUUAAACUUACCCCCCCAAACACCAGCAGAAACAGCAGGAGAUACAGCUGCGGAGGCAGCAGCAGGUGCAGCAGCAGGAGCAGCAGCGGAACCGGGUGCUGCUGCUGCUGAGCAGCAACAAAGUGAAGCUGCAGACAACGAAUAG